Molecule: messenger RNA, 1512 nt
Organism: Metarhizium acridum CQMa 102
Lineage: Eukaryota; Fungi; Ascomycota; Sordariomycetes; Hypocreales; Clavicipitaceae
Source: RefSeq, a predicted model, not a curated record
AUGAGCACGGCCACCACCACCAGUGUCAGCCCAGCGAAUGGCACCGUGAGCAAGAGAAAUGCCACCAAGCGUCGCAACGGCAAUGCAUCUCCCGGCCCGGUGGAAGAAGAAUCCGAAGACGCAGCCGCAGCCGAGAAGCCCAGAGCCUCUGUCGCCCAGAAGAACUAUCGCCACGUAGCAGCAGUGCAUUCCAAGAGCCGCCCGUCGUGCCUAAGCCACGACUCCGAUGCCACGCCAAGCUUUAUCGGGUUUCGAAAUCUCAUGGUCAUUGUUUUGGAUGUCCUCAUCGGCGGACUUCUCUACUUUCUCAUUCCCUGCCAUCUGUUGGUUGCCUACUUGAUCGAAUUGGCCGCCGCAAAACAGGCUCGAGGAUCCCGAAAGCGCCUCAAACCAGGCUCUACUGUACCGUCGGAACAAGACAAUUCCAAGUUCCAUUCAACAUGGGUUCUGGUGGCCUGGGCUCAUGGUAUCAAUAUGACGCUUGCUUUAGCCCUCACAACCUUUAUGGUUUACUUUUACAUCCACCACCCGCUCGUUGGGACCCUGACCGAGAUGCAUGCCGUCAUUGUGUCGUUGAAGACAGCCUCGUACGCAUUCACCAACCGAGAUCUUCGCCACGCUUACCUGCACCCCGUUAAAGGAGAGUUUAUUCCUGAACUCUACUCGAAAUGCCCGUACCCGAAUAACAUCACCUUUGGCAACCUCGCCUACUUCUGGUGGGCGCCGACGCUGGUCUAUCAGCCCGUAUACCCGCGCACCGACAAGAUCAGAUGGGUCUUUGUUUUUAAGAGGCUGGGCGAAGUAUGCUGUUUGAGCGCAUUCAUCUGGUUCGCCAGCUUCCAAUACGCCGCGCCGGUUCUGCAGAAUUCGCUCGACAAGAUUGCUUCGUUGGACUUACUCAUGAUCCUAGAGCGGCUGCUGAAGCUGUCAACCAUUUCUCUGGUUAUUUGGCUGGCAGGAUUCUUUGCCCUAUUCCAGUCCUUCUUAAACGCACUUGCCGAAGUGCUGCGGUUCGGCGACCGAUCAUUUUACGACGACUGGUGGAACAGCGAGAGUCUCGGAGCCUACUGGAGAACGUGGAACAGGCCCGUAUAUACGUACUUUAAGCGCCAUGUGUAUGUACCCAUGAUUGGGCGUGGAUGGAGCCCAUGGGCUGCAAGUUGCGCCGUCUUUUUUGUGUCUGCCGUGUUACACGAGGUUCUUGUUGGUGUUCCCACCCACAACAUUAUCGGUACGCUAUCCUCCGUCUUAUCCAUCGUCUUGACCCUCGUUCCUAACCUAUAUUCAGGCGUUGCUUUUCUAGGCAUGUUCUUGCAGCUUCCUCUCAUCGCCAUCACGGCCCCUCUAGAGAAAAUGAAAUGGGGGCAUACCGGCAGAGUAAUGGGAAACGUAAUCUUUUGGGUGUCCUUUACCAUCUUCGGUCAGCCAUUUGCGGCAUUGAUGUACUUUUACGCAUGGCAGGCCAAGUACGGUAGCGUCAGUAAAGAACCGAUUCUUGCGUUGCAGACAUGA